UUUCACAAAAAAUUCAGCUAAAAGAUUCCACUCGUUUACAACUUGUAGGAAUACUUGUAGCAGUAAUUCAUUUGCGUCAGUUACUUGGCCUUUGUCGACCGUUUUCUGUCGGCGUAUUCAAUUUCUAGAGUCUUGGCCAUGGCGGAACAUACCUCAGAAACGUCGUCGUCGAAGACCUACAACCAUAGAAAUCGUCUUGCGGCUGAACAUAGUCCCUACCUUCUUCAACAUGCACAUAAUCCUGUUGAUUGGUAUCCGUGGGGUGAAGACGCAUUUUCUGAAGCUCUUAGAAGAGAUGUGCCCAUUUUCCUGUCAAGUAUAUUCCAAUUUUUCCAACUAACGUUAAAACCCCCUUUGACCCUUUCAUCUUCAAUUUUAUUUUUAUUUAUUAUUAUUAUUUUUAAUCCUUGGAAUUCAAUUGACUCGAUUUCCUUUUCGUAUGCUUUUGCUAAUUGGAUUUAUGCGAUAAUGCGGUUUCAUUUAUUUGAAGUUGGGUAUAGCACAUGCCAUUGGUGUCAUGUAAUGGAGGUCGAAUCUUUUGAGAAUGAAGAAGUUGCCAAAUUGCUCAAUGAUUGGUUUGUUAGUAUCAAGGUCGAUCGAGAAGAAAGACCAGACGUUGAUAAGGUGUACAUGACAUAUGUGCAAGCUUUAUAUGGUGGUGGUGGUUGGCCACUCAGUGUCUUCCUUUCACCUGAUCUAAAGCCAUUGAUGGGUGGGACGUACUUUCCUCCAGAGGAUAAAUAUGGAAGGCCUGGAUUUAAAUCCAUACUCAGGAAGGUGAAGGAAGCUUGGGACCUUAAGAGAGAUUUACUUGUACAAAGUGGGUCUUUUGCAAUAGAGCAAUUAUCAGAAGCAUUAUCUACUGCUGCGAGACUAGAUAGGCUACCAGAUGGGGUUCCACAAAGGGCAUUGAAGCUAUGUGCUGAAAAGCUUGCUGACAGUUUCGAUUCUAAGUAUGGUGGGUUUGGUUCUGCACCAAAAUUCCCUCGACCAGUUGAGGUCCAGUUGAUGCUUUAUCAUUCAAAGAAGUUAAAGGAGGCAGAGAAAUUGAAUGGAGCUAAUGAAGAUUUAAGCAUGGUGACCAUUACAUUACAAUGCAUGGCCAGGGGUGGUAUUCACGAUCACGUUGGUGGUGGUUUCCACAGAUACAGUGUGGAUGAAUGUUGGCAUGUACCACAUUUUGAGAAGAUGUUGUAUGACCAAGGGCAACUUGCUAAUGUCUAUCUUGAUGUCUUUUCCAUCACAAAAGAUGUGUUCUAUUCUACCAUGUCCCGGGAUAUUCUCGAUUAUCUAAGGAGAGAUAUGAUUGGUCCUAAUGGUGAAAUCUUUUCGGCGGAAGAUGCUGAUAGUGCAGAAUCUGAAGGUGCUACAAAGAAAAAGGAGGGUGCUUUUUAUGUUUGGACCAGUCGUGAGGUUGAAGACAUACUUGGAGAACAUGCAAAUCUAUUUAAAGAGCACUACUACAUUAAACCAACUGGUAACUGUGAUCUUUCAAGUAUGAGUGAUACUCACAAUGAAUUCAAGGGUAAAAAUGUGCUUAUAGAGAGAAAUAGUAAUUCUGCAAUGGCAUCAAAAUUUGGUAUGCCUGUUGAGAAGUAUCUAGAGAUUUUGGGGAUGUGUCGAAAAAAGCUAUUUGACAUGAGAUCAAAACGCCCGAGGCCACAUUUGGAUGAUAAGGUCAUCGUGUCGUGGAAUGGACUUGCAAUUUCUUCAUUUGCAAGAGCUUCUAAAAUUCUGAAGGGUGAACCGGAAGGAACAAAAUUCUAUUUUCCUGUUACUGGAACUACUUCCGAGGAGUACAUGGAAGUUGCUGAAAAGGCGGCAUCUUUUAUUAGAAAAAAUCUUUAUAAUCAGCAAACUUGCCGGCUGCAACACAGUUUCAGGAAUGGCCCUUCUAAAGCACCUGGUUUUUUGGACGACUACGCCUUUCUGAUAUCCGGACUACUGGAUCUUUAUGAGUUAGGUGGUUCAGUAUUUUGGCUAGCAUGGGCAAUUGAACUGCAGCACAUGCAAGACGAACUGUUUCUUGAUAAAGAGGGCGGAGGUUACUUCAACACACCGGGGGAAGAUCCUUCUGUUCUCCUUCGAGUGAAAGAAGAUCAUGAUGGUGCAGAGCCCUCCGCAAAAAGUGUUUCUGUCAUCAACCUUAUAAGGUUAGCUUCCCUGGUCAGCACCAGUAAGUCCGAUAGCUACAGGCACAAUGCAGAACGCCUUCUGGCUGUUUUUGAGAAGAGGUUGAAAGAUACAGCAAUGGCUGUUCCAUUGAUGUGUUGUGCUGCAGAUAUGCACUCUGUGUCUUCCCACAGACAAGUAGUCCUGGUUGGAUGUAAGCCUUCUGCAGAAUUUGACAGCAUGUUAGCUGCCGCGCAUGCAUCAUACGAUCCUAAUCGAAUAGUGAUCCACAUAGAUCCCAGCGAUGAUGAAGAAAGGGGGUUUUGGGAGGAGACUAACGGAAAUAUUGCUGCAAUGGCUAGAAGCAACUUUGCUGCUGAUAAGGUUGUAGCUCUUGUGUGCCAAAACUUCACCUGCAGUCCUCCUGUCGGCAAUCCAAAGACACUCGAGUCUCUGCUCUCGAAAUGAAGAAAAAACCACGACGUUGAAAGACAAGUUGCUGGUGUAAAUGAGUACGUUAGUCUAUUACUUGUUUCAGUAGUUUUGUGGUGUCGGUUAGCAUUUAAGAGCGUAUGCAUCCAUUUAUAUUUUACGUAGAUAAAUAAUUAAAUAUUAGCUCUUGUUCAUGGUCUACAGAUGGAUAUUUCACUUGUUCACAUAAUAAUAUUAUAUACAAGCAAAAGCAAAGUUGGAAGUUUA
Messenger RNA from Olea europaea var. sylvestris, 2811 nucleotides. Its product is annotated as spermatogenesis-associated protein 20-like. Gene Ontology annotation, cellular component: chloroplast. Gene Ontology annotation, biological process: carbohydrate metabolic process. The coding region runs from base 139 to 2580 and encodes 813 amino acids. NCBI's taxonomy places the organism in Eukaryota, Viridiplantae, Streptophyta, Magnoliopsida, Lamiales, Oleaceae. The record is from RefSeq and is a predicted model, not a curated record. The transcript is spliced from 14 exons.